UUCAUAUUCGAGUCCUUUUUGAUUUCUCCACGGUGAUUACACCAUCAAACAACAAAGUAUUUCAAUCGUAAAUGACACUAUCAAUAUAUAAGAGUAAUAUUUCUAUUGUACGUUUCCAGUAGACUUUGAGGAGGGAUCGUGGUUAGGUUGUGUGCCUGGUGAAGUAUAGUAUAACCUACCCAAGUGGAUUGGAUUAUUGGAUGAAUAUAAUUCAAUUGUGAAGGACUAUUGAAUACUUAUAUAGAAGGACUGAUUAAGGAAGUGAUAAAAUUAGGAUGUGCAAUAGUGCAGUGCAUCGACAGUUCAAUAUGAUCACGGAGCCAUUUCCUUUUUCCACAUUCCAGUUCUUGAGGACGUGCAAUCGGUUAAUUUUACCAACAGAUGUCCGACAAUACUACACCGUCGCGAAAGACAAAUCAUUCGAGUGCCUACCCGGAACAAGCAUAAGCGAAUCAAAAACCCUCCCGCAACUUACCACCACAAAAUCGAUAGAAAUACCACCAAACCCGGACAGUACUCCAAUCUUCACGUCAUCAUCCGCUUCCUAUCCCAAAGAUAUUACAUCAACGGCAAUUCCACCUCUUCUGGCCAGUAACCCAUCAGCAUGUUUGCCGGAAACCUUCGACUUCGCAUCUGAUUUUACUGCACCACAAACCCACCUUCCCAGCCUAAAUUACUCCAACCUGUUCAAUAGACGGCAAAGAGGAGAAAAACGACCUAUCCCCGAUGAACAAAAAGAUGAAAAAUACUUCGAGAGAAGAAAACGAAAUAACGAAGCUGCAAAGAAAUCACGAGACGCCAGAAAAUUGAGAGAAGAUAGGGUUGCAUUUAGAGCCGCCAUUCUAGAACACGAGAACGCAAUACUCCGUGCCCAACUCGUCGCCCUUAGAGAUGAAAUGACGACCCUCCGACAAAUGAUUGGCCCGCGAGCGACGCAGAUAUCGCUUAACUUGUAAUUUAUUAGAUAUAUUUGUUGUUUUCUUAUCUAUGUGAUAAUGUUGUUUGAAAUAACGUAAAAUAAAGAAAAUUGCACGAUUGCCAGAUUGUCAGUUAUCCUCUUGUCGUAUAUCA
Hermetia illucens (black soldier fly) is the source of this 1071-nucleotide messenger RNA. Its product is annotated as D site-binding protein. Gene Ontology annotation, biological process: regulation of transcription by RNA polymerase II. Gene Ontology annotation, molecular function: DNA-binding transcription factor activity, RNA polymerase II-specific; RNA polymerase II cis-regulatory region sequence-specific DNA binding. The record is from RefSeq and is a predicted model, not a curated record. The coding region runs from base 276 to 956 and encodes 226 amino acids. Gene Ontology annotation, cellular component: nucleus. The transcript is spliced from 3 exons. NCBI's taxonomy places the organism in Eukaryota, Metazoa, Arthropoda, Insecta, Diptera, Stratiomyidae.